Molecule: messenger RNA, 1210 nt
Organism: Hydra vulgaris (swiftwater hydra)
Lineage: Eukaryota; Metazoa; Cnidaria; Hydrozoa; Anthoathecata; Hydridae
Source: RefSeq, a predicted model, not a curated record
UAUACAAUUAAAGCGUUUUAUUAUUUGUCUUCAAACAGUUUUUUAUAUUUCACUUUAUUUUGAUUUUUAUAUAUUGUUUUUUGACACACAGUUUAAAGUUUAUGAAUUUAUACAAAUUAUGUCUGGUGGUAAAUAUAUAAUUGUAGAGUUUAUUGGAGAUGAAGUGGAGCCUGUUCCUUUAACAUGGUUGUCUGGAGAUAAAAAGUAUUGCUAUUGGCCGCCUUAUCAUAGUACUUCAAAGAUAAAAAAAGCUAUUAUCACUUCUCAAAUAUCUAAUACAGACAAUUGGUCUAUGCAUGAAGUGAUUCGUUUAUUUGGAACUGCAGAUACCUAUGAAAAAGCAAUAGAAAUUGCAACAAGGGCUGAGUUAACCUCCUCAACAGAAGUUGAAGAGGUUAAUUAUAAUGACUUAGAUUUUGAAGUACAAAGUCAAACAUCCAAGAUAAAUGCAUUUCAUCGUUUGGAAGAGCUUAACUUUGUCCACGAUGAAAGUUACAAAGAGGUUAAGGUAACGAAGAAAAAAAAAAUUACAAGUCUGUUGCCAAUUGCUUCCACUGUUCCUUCUGGCCUUGUUCCUGCUGCAAUUAAUUGCUCUACGCCAGAAUUGGUUGAAAUAAGGCCGUGUAUCAAUGCGCCCAAAAAGUUAUCACACUUUAUGUCAAAUAAUGACAAAUUAUCUCCAAAACAUUUAUCAGGUAUUAAUCAACAUAUGUUGAAACUGAUAGUUAAACAAAAGGAGGAGAUCAAGGAGCUAUGCACGGAAAUAAAAACUUGCAAUGCAAUGCUGAAUGUAGUAUUGUCAAAAUUAGGAUUAUGCUCAAACAACACAAAGAUUGGUUUCCUUGGAAUAACUGGUGGAACUGAUGUGAAUGAUACAGUUAGAAACGUGUUAAAAAGUUUAUUUACACACGAACUAGCUCUUAAAAUCAACUGGAUGGGGAAAAAUGGAAAAUACAGUUUUUGCUCAUUGGCCUUAACCAAUGUUGUAAUGCAAGCAGUUCUCUGCAAUUUUAGGGUAGCUAAUGCAACAAAUCACGAAAUAAAAAAUGCUAUUAUGAACUGGUUUCGCUAUGCCAAAGAUAGAAAACGGUGGCAGGACGCAACGUUUGAAAAGACCGCAUGCUGAUCCAGAUAGUGAAGAUGAAAACAAUGACUUUAGAUAAUCUACUUCUCAUUUGUUUAAAAUAAUAAUAAAGAAUAAUAAUGUUAA